This is a messenger RNA of Scomber scombrus (Atlantic mackerel), 7951 nucleotides long. It is a transcript of the gene rxrba, whose product is annotated as retinoid x receptor, beta a. Gene Ontology annotation, cellular component: RNA polymerase II transcription regulator complex; nucleus. The record is from RefSeq and is a predicted model, not a curated record. Gene Ontology annotation, molecular function: retinoic acid-responsive element binding; nuclear receptor activity; zinc ion binding. Gene Ontology annotation, biological process: anatomical structure development; retinoic acid receptor signaling pathway; response to retinoic acid. The transcript is spliced from 13 exons. Bases 170 to 1582 code for a protein of 470 amino acids. Lineage: Eukaryota; Metazoa; Chordata; Actinopteri; Scombriformes; Scombridae.
GUCGGGCCUACAGUCGCCACAUCUUUUCAUGCGAAGAAGCUGGGCUGCUAAAACACCCUUUUUUGGUUUCCCAAAACAACUCCGGCCCGGGCCUCAGUCCGCGGUCUAGAGUUUGAUAUCAGGCUGAUUGAGAGUGAAGCACGCCGGUGUGUAGCUGCCAGCCACCAUCAUGGGAGACAGUAGAGAUUCCCGCAGCCCAGACAGUUCGUCUGUGUCCUCCCCUCCGUCUGGCCAGCGCUCCCCCCCACUGGUUCCCUCAGCUGCAGCUUCCAUGACCUCCCUGCCUCCCAUCACCUCCGCCGGGGUGAACAGCCCCAUCAGUAGCAUCGGUUCCCCUUUCUCCGUCAUCAGCUCUUCGCUGGGCUCACCCUGCCUACCCGGCACACCGUCAGUAGGCUACGGCCCCAUUAGCAGUCCGCAGAUCAACUCAACAGUAUCCAUGUCAGGGCUCCAUGCAGUGAGCAGUUCAGAUGAUGUGAAACCUCCAUUGGGCUUGAAGCAGAUGUCGCCCCACAGCCCAGGGCCGAUGCUUUCCCAGAAACGCCUUUGUGCAAUCUGCGGAGACAGAUCUUCUGGUAAGCACUAUGGUGUCUACAGCUGCGAGGGAUGUAAAGGUUUCUUCAAACGGACAGUGCGUAAAGACCUGACCUACACCUGUCGGGACAGUAAAGACUGUAUGGUGGAUAAGAGACAGAGGAACCGCUGCCAGUACUGCCGCUACCAGAAGUGCCUGGCCAUGGGCAUGAAGAGAGAAGUGGCCAAGAUGAACGACAGAUCUGUUCAAGAGGAGCGGCAGAGGAACAAGGAGCGGGAGGGUGAAGUGGAGUCGACCAGCGUGGUGAACGAGGAGAUGCCGGUGGACAAGAUUUUGGAGGCUGAGAUGGCCGUAGAGCAGAAGACAGAGCUGCACGCAGAUGGAAGUUCAGGCGGCAGCUCUCCCAACGAUCCAGUCACAAACAUCUGUCAGGCAGCAGAUAAGCAGCUCUUCACCCUGGUGGAGUGGGCCAAGAGGAUCCCUCACUUCUCUGAGCUGCCGCUGGAUGACCAGGUCAUCUUGCUACGUGCAGGUUGGAAUGAACUCCUGAUUGCGUCGUUCUCCCAUCGCUCCAUCUCGGUGAAGGAUGGGAUCUUACUGGCCACCGGCCUGCACGUCCACAGGAACAGUGCUCACAGUGCGGGUGUUGGAGCCAUCUUUGACAGGGCGCACAAUGCCGAGGUUGGGGCCAUAUUUGACAGGGUUUUGACAGAGCUUGUGAGCAAGAUGAGAGAUAUGCAAAUGGAUAAGACAGAACUGGGCUGCCUGCGAGCCAUUAUCCUCUUCAACCCAGAUGCCAAGGGUUUGUCCAACUCCAGUGAGGUGGAGCUCCUGAGAGAAAGGGUGUACGCGUCUCUCGAGACUUACUGCAAACAGAAAUACCCCGACCAGCAGGGCAGGUUUGCAAAGCUCCUCCUCCGGCUCCCAGCACUGCGCUCCAUUGGUCUAAAGUGCCUGGAGCACCUGUUCUUCUUUAAACUGAUCGGUGACACGCCCAUCGACACCUUCCUGAUGGAGAUGCUGGAGGCACCUCACCAGCUCACCUAGAGGAGCCAGCCAGGUUCAGUCCGGUCAGGAUCCGAUGCACACCAGGAUUACCUACAGCCUGCCCCCCUGUUGGGUCGCUGGCUCUUGCCAUUGGGCUUCACUUAAACUGCAGCACCUGCUGGUUUUAAUGUACCAGCUCUUACACUUAUACACACACAUACUGUAGACCUACACACACACACAUGUUCCCUUUCACCGGCUAAUUCUCCCCACACACACACACACACACACACACACACACACACACAAACACACACUGUUACAUGCAGAUCCUAACUUGCAGAAAUGAAUCGACAUGCAACAUAACUAUUACACACAGGAUAUGGCUCUGAAUGAACAGAAUGCUAAUACAUACACACAAACACAUUUGCACCCUCUUAUCCCAUACUCAGUUUUCCCCCGUAGGGGUUAAGACUCAAGGAAAAUAUCCCCUUUUUAUCACAAAAAUUACAGCUAAUGUCUUAAUUUUAAGUCAGCCUUCAGUUUUCACAUCUUCAUCUCACAGUGGGUUUUUGCUUCUGCAUAUCUGGUGUACUUCCCCUGUUUUUACUCGGUUACACAGCUAUCUGCACCUCUGUAUAUUGUAUCCAUCAUUAGUCGUUUAGUUAUCCAUGUAUGGUUUUAGUUUAAAAUCAGGUGUGUAGCAUUUCAAUCAACUGUCCACCAUCAAACAAAUUGACUUCUUAUUGGUCAGGAAGUGUCCUAUAACGGACAGGCAGACACACCCUCCCAAUGAGUUCAUCCAAUCUUGUUCACCUUAAAAUAUUUUAUGCUUUUUUUUGAAUAUUCAUGCUGAAACUUGUUUGAGUUUCUAUCUUGAAGUACUGUACUCAUGAAAUGAGAGCUUUUUCCGAGGCAUUGUAAUCCAGGAAAAGGGGGCUGGGAGCACUUUGUUGAAAAGACAGACUUUGUCCUUCCCACCCUGAUGCGCACAGUGGGCUUUGUAAGACAAGAAGAAUGACUUGAAUUUUCUUUUUUUUUUCCUUUUGCUUUGAUUUGAUUUGAUCCUUUUCUCUACUUUGGCAGUUGGUUGGCAUUUUGAACAGUUUGAGGCUCACAGGAAGUACAGCUUAAUGCAAGAUACAAUAGUAUUUGUUUCUCUUUUAUCUCCCGUUCCUCCAAAUCCCCCCUUUCCUGGUGGUCAUUUAUGCACUUUUUGUGAGUUGUAACUGUGUAAAUGUUCCUGUUUUCUCAAAAUGACCAUCUAUUCUCAGACACCUAAGAUGACCUUUAAGGUACUAUGUGUAGGGUUUUCUCAUUAUUGCAUCAAUUUCAAAUCAGAUGAGAUGAUUUGAUUUAGACUUUGCAGAAUAAUUUGCUACUUCCUGUACAGAUGAUAACCAGGUUUGGGAAUUAACACUAGCCACCAAUCAAAUCGUGAACAUUUUGGCUGGCAGCAGGUAUGUUAACCUGUUCCAACAGUCCAGCUGAUUAUGAUAGGUAGCUCUUUAUUCCAAAAAUCUGCUGGCCACAGAAGAGGAGAAUAAUCUUCUGUGUAGCACUGGCCAACCUGUAGCGGUGUUGUGAGUAAAUAAAUUAGUCUAGUUUUGACCUUUCUUCGCCGCAGCUAUGGAAGUGUCCUUGUACAAGUUACUGAACGAACCAGUAACUUUGUGAGGCAUUGCUUUGCAUUCCAGAUGCUGCACUCUGUCCUCUUUUUCAAAACAAGGUGCAAAAACUACAUUUUUAGUGCAACACACACACAAAAAAAGAACAGCAGAGAUGAUAAAUAUGAAGAUUAGAAGUGAUUCUACAGUGGCAAUAAUGCAACAUCUCAUUUCACCAAGUAGUCAGUUGGCGAUACUUUUUUUUUUUAACCCAUCGCUCAUGGAUGGAUCAUCAGCUGCGAAUAUCGAUUCUUAAAUCAAAAGCACCAGUGUUUGACUCGCAGAGGACGUUUUGUGUGCCAUGUUACUGUAUCGCAAUAAUGAAAAGAAUUAGUUCUAUUUAAUGGAAAUCCUACACUUACUACCUGCAGCUUUGAAAACUUUAUUCAGUGUGUAUCAGCUCAACGCUUGCGACUUUUGUACAGUAGAUGUAAAUAAUAGAAGAAGAAAGAAAGAAAAAUCACACAGGAGUCAUGCAGAAACAAAGGCCUGUUUCACACUCAUGUGAAUGUGAAAUAUGCGGCUCUAACUAAAUUUGAAAAGCUCUAUUUUUUUGCUGUCGAAUCAACAUUAGACUCGCCUUCCGUGUAUUGACGUCACCAUGAAAUUAUUAUUAUUGAGCCCAGGGCCAAAACCACACCUCACUGCUGCUUUUGCACCAACUUCUGCCAAUGUUCCCUGAUGUUCUGGGUAAUUGAUUGGCUGGAUUUCAUUGACAAUGGCACUUGACAUUUACUGUGAUUGAAAAAUUGUGGGCAACUGAAUCUGAGCAUUGCAUUGAGAAAUGACCCUAACCCUAACCGUCUACAACAUGCUCCAAGUUGAGCAAUACUGGGGUACACGUUAAGACUGUAUCGCCUAUUUGUUAGUAAAGUAUUUACAGGAGUGUUGAAGUUCAGAAGUAUAUUUAGCCUUAUUAUUAGUCACUGCAUUUCAUACAAAAAUUCGUAACGUACAUUUUGCAGUAUCAUUCUACAGGGAAGAGGUACAGUUGUCCUCUACCAGGUGCUAAAUAACUGAUGUGGUCUUUUUAGUUUAAGACUUGCACAUUUACAUCAAUGCAAAUACACAAGACAAAUCAAGACAGCCAUUUGUCCACCACAGGUCUGCUUAACAUGUAGAUUUUUUAUUUUAUGUGUUACUUUAUGACCCCUAACUUUACUGCAGACUCCAGCUAUGGAAAAUGAACACCAGCUAAGUGCUUGUACACUUUGGCUGUGGUGGAUAAGUCUCUGUACGUUACCAGACACAGCUUAGAGUCUUUUGUAUUUUAGAAAGGCUCGUGGAAACUGAAAGUAGCCGUUGAAUUUCGGGGGUCGGCCCACCCGCCCGCUACUUUGACCACAUUUGAGCAAUGAGCUUCCUGCCCCGCAGAUAGUCCAAAUACUUCUACUCAAAGAGGAUCCUCGGCCCCCCCCCCCCCCCCAUGUGAUGUGGACAAUGGAGGCAGACAGUUAAAGAUGACCUGUGAGACAGGUGCUUCUUUUAACACGUCGAUGGGUUGGUCUAACCAUAGAGUUUGGUGUUGUUUCAUUUUUUUCUCCACUCAUGCAUGUGUACGGCCAUCUCAAAAAAAAAAGUAGUCUCCAGAUGUCCAUUCAUUUCGUACAUGCAGAAGAAAGUCAGCCCCGCGUACACCGUUACUGCCUCAUUCUGGUGUUUGUUAGCGUGGAAUAGCCAGGUGCAGCUGAUGCUUUGCGUGAAAAGCACCAACACCUGCUUGAAUUCUUAUACUGUAUAUGCUACCGUUCGGUCUCAGUGCUUUAGCGGAUUGAAUUUGUUCAGAUGAGCCAAAACGAGCUGUUUUGAGACUUAAGUGAAAAAAAGAUUUUGUGGCAACCGGGUUUUGAGACACUUUCUCAGUCUUUUUGUUGUUGGAGCAUAUCUCUAGAUAAGAGGUAAGAUAACCUUUAAAAGUGCAACCCAAAAUGAGAUUUUGAGAGUAGCCUGACUUUAGUAUGUGCGCUUUUGUAAAUAAUCUUACCUUCUGUUUGGUUGGUGUCUCAGCAUCUUCAUCUGCAGGAUUUUUCUUUCUUUUUUUUAUGUUUGGAGCUUCCUCUGUUGAAUGUUUCAGCUUGCUGCUACAGUAUCACGUUUAAAGCCGGGGAUGGGAAUGAUUACACAAUCAUUCAAGGGCCGAGUGACGAACUUGUCUACGUUAAGAAUAUCACAAACGUAACACAAUUGUCUGAGCAAAUGCCAAUCUUUUGUUGACGAUUCAUCAAAAAGCAACAUAUGCAACUUGUAUAUUCAUAUUGUGGUAACGUGGUUAAGCAGUCGUCAUGCAAUAUGCACAUUAUGUUUCUGGCAUUUGUCAUUUUUUAGCUUUUAGUCUGUUACAUCAGUUAAUAAUAAUAACUGGCAGUGAAAUUAUUUAGAGUUUCCAUCCCUCCAUAUAACAGCAAUGCAUUUUAAGUUUGGCAAUGCCAUGUUUGUAUUUCUUUACAUUUUUGCUUUGAGCUUAGGUCAUUUGAAGAUGAUUAGCAGAUACAGACAAACAAAAAAAGACUAUACAGAUAGUGCAGGUUCUGUAUGUGAAGCUACUCAAAGCUUUGCUGAUCGAACCUGCCUGUUUUAGCAAGAGCUGGUGGUUGGGUGUCUUCUUUUUUUCCAUUCUUUCUUUUUUUUUUAGCAUUUGUUAUAAAGUAAGUGUGGCCACGUGUGUUAUACUUUAACACACGUGUGUGUGAAAUCUGUCUGCAGCUACCGCCUUUUGACUGGCAGAUACUGUAGCUUCGGCUGUGACGUGCUGAGCGCUGUUUAAUUGAUUUUGUGGUGCAAAAUAAUAAAAAGAUGCACAGAGGAAUUAGGAGCCAGGCUGGAGGGGUGAUUUAAAACUGGCUUUGUUGACCUGAUGCUUUAUCAACACAACCCAGCCUCCUCCCUUCCUUCACUUUGCCCCGUCUCCACUGCUUUUCUUUUUGUUUUUGUUUUUUUAAACUUAAACACUUAUUCACUCGCCCACGUUGGCUGAAAACGUCUUGGGCUUUUUUGCGUUGGAAAUGGACUUAUGUAACAUAAAAACUUGCCAAUUAUUCUUUGGACUGUUUGAAAAGGAUGUGAAGCUUUUCGUGAAUCAAACAUAUGGAGAGCUGUAAGGAAGGGAUUCAGUACUGUGUGUCCCUCUUUGCUUAACUUUACUUGACGGCAGAGCAGCGACGAUCUGCGGUCGCCGUGGGAGACCGCCGGAUCGCACCGCAACGCCCACAAAAAUGUUUGUCGUUGCAACCGUGUGCACUCAAGGCAGACGCAUGCUGUGACCUUUUGACUGUGUAGCAGUAUUGUUGUCGCUGUCUUUGUUACAUUUUUGAAAUUACUCGCUUUUUGAAAAUAAAGACAUUAAUUAAAUAUGCUUUUUUUUUUUUUUUUGUAAUGGAUCGCAGGCUGUGACUGAAGAAUUGAUCAUCGUGUAUAGAUUAGAUAUCAGGGAGGCAUUUUGACCUAUUAAUACAGGCCCCCUGGAGCCGAGGCCCAUCCCAUUAUGAUCAAUGAGGCGCAGUGUGUGCUAUGCAGCCUUGAAACCACCACCCUCACUGGUUUAUUUAUCACUGCCAAGCUGUUAGCGGAUGUGGCCGUUUUAAAUGCAGGGCCACUCUGUACCCAGUGCUUGUUUUGUCAUAUAUGUUGUGAUUAUUGUGCAGCGCACUAAAGAGUGUGCGCUAACCUUGCCCUGUGUAGUGCAUACUAAAGAGGGGCCCUAAUAGGGAUUGGAAUGACAGCUCGUGUGAAGAGGGGAGAACUGGUCUUAGGAGAGAUGAGUAGACCAGUGUGUGGCCCCCUCUGGGUGCUCAAGCUGUGCAUUGGUGCUUUUUUUUUUGUUUCUUUUUUUUUAAGGGUUCCCCAGCCUGAAAACUUUGGUUUCCAAGACACAGGGAAAUGCAUAUAUGAGUGAAAUGCAAAUAAGGAAUGAUUUGACCAGCCUAGCCCUUGCCCUACACCUAGACCUGCUCCUCUUGAGCUGCAUUUGGUUGGGUGUUUACUGCAUCCAGGUCCAACUGCAACUUUUUGUGUGUUUACUGUGUCAGAAUCACGUGUGGCUCUAGCUGGAUAUGACAAGCUAUAAAAAAACAAAACCCUCAGAAUCGGUUAUAGAUUAAGAGUGAGAAACUGUGGUUCUAAUUGUAGACACGCAGUGCAAAGGAUCUAGAUACAUUGAAUGAACUUGAUGGGAGGCGUCAACUUACUAUUAUUGCAUUGGAGGUGGUUGUUGUUGUUGGUUUUAAAGGUUGGAGGAAUUGUGAAGGGUUGGUUAGAGAGAAAGAGGGAGGAAAAGGAGGGCAGGGACUUAAAGAACUCUGAUCAGGUGUUUAUUUGUCGAUCAAGAAGAAAAACAGAAAAAAAAACUUUUUUUUCCCAGUAGAUCCUAGAAUCUUCCUUAAUGUUUACUCUUCACCUAAACAAAAUUCACACUGUUUCUUUAUCUCGUUUCCUGUCUCCCUCGUCUCUGACUAUGCUAUUCAUCUUUUGUUUAUUACAAAGUAUUAAACAAAUACAAGAACUGUAAAAUCUGAAUGGAAUCUAUCACUCUUAUUUUUAAUUUCUUCAUUCUUUUUUUUUCUUUAAUUUUUUUUUCUUGUGUCUGUUCUUUGUCCCGUUUGUAUCCUACUCCAUUGUACAUGUGGAGCUGAUUGACUUAUUGUGUGCUUCGGGGAUUGAAAGAAGAUAUAAAAAAAAAAAAAAUCUGAAUAAUUUUUUCAGUCAUUAAUUCUGAAUCUUGUUUCUGUUUGUUGUAUCAUGUCCGAGUAAAGGUUUUAAUACUGUA